AUGACACACAUAUAAAAAUCUUUGUGUGUAGUUAGUAGGAGAAUAUACACCUUAAACCUUAUGUUAACAAUAAAAGGUCGCAGUAUAACCCUUGGACACCCAACGAACAAAACAGUAUAUUCUGAUGACAUUAUUAGUGCGAUCUAUUGUCAAUAUGGAAUAACUACACUCCUAAUUGCUCCUUAAGAACUAACUCAAAUGAGAACAGGAAACAAUAAUCUACAGGAAUCAUUCAUUCGGUUUAAACUUUAAGUAAACGUGGUAGAACAAGCCGUUUGAAGAGAGAUGUACAGUGCUGAUCUUUCUUCAUGUUGUUUUUGUUUUGAUUUAAGAAUUGGGGUUCUGGUUAUUGCAUUCAUCCAUAUUAUAUUGUGUGCUCAACAAUUUUGUUAUGGUGUGACCCUAAGCACUGUUUAUAUACCAGAAAAAUCAAUCAUAUCCAGUGAACUUAUAUACAUUCUUUACAUGCAUAUAACUCUACAGGGUUGUCAACUGUUGUGUAGCAUAGCAGGAUUAUUUUCUAUCACCGUCCAACAGCAGAAAUACCAAAAAUACAUUUUCAUAUGGGCGUGUGUUACAAUCGUGAAUUGUUUAUACCAACUCAGUGUAUCACUUUAUGUCAUACUGGCGACGAAACUUCAAGACUUCAAUACCUUCAUAAUCAUAAUAUCAAGUAUCUACAUCCUAUCAAAUCUAUGUUUUAGUGUAAAUAUAUACAAAUAUUUUAAACUUGCUAGAAAAGGUUGUUUUGAUCGUUCGUUUCGACUUGAAACAAGACGAGACGCAUCAUUCUCGUUAAUGCAUACUGAUUAUGAUUUUGAUCGCAGAAGACGAAGCUCUGAACCAUCCAUUAUGAUGCCGUGUAGUCCAACACCAACUCCUAGCUAUCCUUUGCUAGCCAUCUUGGAGAAGAAGAACGAAAACUUUGCAAGUAGCAGCUCUAUAGAAAGUCUUCAUGGUUUAGUUUCUGUUUGAAUGGUUGGAAAGAAGAAAAAAUUUGACAACCUCGUCUCAUUAAUAUUGCUAUUCACGUGCAUUGUGGGUCGUAACGCCUGGGGAUGAAGUUUUAUUCCCGCCAAAUAUAACAUAAUUUUAUGAAAUUUAUUUGCAACAACGGGUGCAUCAGAAUCAAGUCGCUCUUUUUGUAUACUUCAUAUAUGUGUAAGACCCGAAUACUAUCAAGAAGAAAGAAAAAAGUUACUUCAAAAACACAUUUUAUUGAUUUUUAUUUUUUUGAAAAUAAGUACAGUUUUUCUAAAAUUAUAGGAUUGAUGUUAGCUGUCCCGAUUAAAUUUCCUGGUCCUAUGCAAAUCUAAGGCUAUUGUUGAAGCAAAUCUUAAUAUUUCUUUGAUAUAUGAAAAAUAAUUAAUCAGCGAGAAUUUUGUGAGUAGUUUUUGCUAUGUUAUGUUGUUGUCGUCUCGUUGCCGUCGCCGCCGCCAGUGUUUGUGUUAUUUUUUCUGCUUUGGUUUCCAUUCAUUUUGUGAGUCAUAGCUUCAGUAAACAAUGUUUGGCAAGCUACUGUAAACAUUCUUCAAAAACGUCUGCCAGCAUUCUUUCACUUCUUUUGCGUAAUUAACUUGUGGUUAGUGUUUUUACAAAAACAUUUAACGUUUUCCUGAUAUAUUUAAUUAGUUAUUCGUCAUAAAUACGAAACACCUACUGUUGCGCCAAAUAGAAUGCGAAUGACCUGAUAACCCCUCUGUUACGUUAACGUCAUGACUAAAAAAGACCAGUGACCCAUGUGCCUCUUCGCCCCAACCUCGAUCCAGGAGCUGCAGCGUUUUUUUUAUAUAAGGAUAA
This is a messenger RNA of Hydractinia symbiolongicarpus, 1800 nucleotides long. RefSeq lists its product as uncharacterized. NCBI's taxonomy places the organism in Eukaryota, Metazoa, Cnidaria, Hydrozoa, Anthoathecata, Hydractiniidae. The transcript is spliced from 2 exons. The coding region runs from base 286 to 975 and encodes 229 amino acids. The record is from RefSeq and is a predicted model, not a curated record.